GGGCCGGCGCGGGGAGCCCGGGCCGCCGCCUCCCGCCCUCCCUCCCUCCCUCCCGCCGCGCCGGCGGCGCUGACAGCAUGAGCCCCUGACUGGGCCGGGCCGCCACGGCCGCCACCGCCGAGCCCGGGCAGGGCCGCCCGCCCCGCGGGCAUGCCGGAGGUCGGUACUCAGAAGUGCCUUUCCUGACGUCUCUGCUGCUUGGGACCGCUUCUAGAGCAGCCGCUGCUUUUUGCCUUGCUUGCUGCCAGCUAGACUGCGACGACAGCGCAUCGCCGCGCCCCCGGCCAGACACCCCGCUGCCGCCCGCGCCGGGAGACGGGCGCUGCCGGCCUGCCAGCCUGCUUACUGUAAAGUAAAAGUGUGCUGAGAAGGUCAGAGAUCUUCUGCCCGAAAAUCGAGGAGAGGAAGGAAAAAAAAAAAAAAAAAUCCCGUCUCGAGCGUAGCUCUAAACUGCUGCACCUCUCUAUGCCCAGCUAAUCGAUCCCGGUUGCACCGCACAGCCCCGCUGCGCAGCCCGGCUGCCUGGAGAUUCAGCCAACUUCCCCGGGAGCAGCUGGGAAUUCCCGCGCCAGAGGGUCGGCCACGUUUUCAUGCUUGCAGCGCGGGCUCCGGCGGGCUCAGGAUGGGGUGCUGAGCGCCAGGCGGGCCCGGCCGCGCCGCUGCACCUGCCCCGAGCCCUGCCCCGGGCCCCGCGCCUCGGCCGCUCGGCGGGGCCGCGCGCGGAGCUGCUGCCGGCGCCGCUCCCGGGCUCUGCGGCCGCCCCGAGGCGCAGGCACUUCUAGAAACGGGGAGCCGGGGGGGGGUGGGUGGGGGAAAAAAAGUGCUCCGGAGGUGGCCCUUUCAUCGUUGCCAGUUUAUCGGUUCAGCUCCUCGUUUGUCCGUUCUCUUGGAAAUUGUACCUACCUGUAAAAUCUAAAGAUGGCUGUUAGUGUCACGCCGAUUCGGGACACAAAAUGGCUAACACUGGAAGUGUGUAGGGAGUUCCAAAGGGGGACUUGCUCACGGCCAGACACGGAAUGUAAAUUUGCACACCCAUCGAAAAGCUGCCAAGUUGAAAACGGACGCGUAAUCGCCUGCUUUGAUUCAUUGAAAGGCCGAUGUUCACGGGAAAACUGCAAAUACCUGCACCCGCCGCCACACUUAAAGACGCAGCUGGAGAUAAAUGGACGCAAUAACCUGAUUCAGCAGAAGAACAUGGCCAUGCUGGCCCAGCAGAUGCAGCUCGCCAAUGCCAUGAUGCCUGGUGCCCCCUUGCAGCCCGUGCCGAUGUUUUCUGUUGCACCGAGCUUGGCCACCAACGCAUCAGCUGCCUUCAACCCCUACCUGGGGCCUGUCUCCCCAGGCCUGGUCCCAGCAGAGAUCCUGCCCACGGCCCCAAUGUUGGUGACAGGGAACCCCGGUGUCCCGGUUCCUGCCGCUGCUGCUGCUGCUGCCCAAAAGCUCAUGAGGACAGACAGGCUGGAGGUAUGUCGAGAGUACCAGCGUGGCAAUUGCAACAGGGGGGAGAACGACUGCCGGUUUGCCCACCCUGCCGACAGCGCCAUGAUCGACACCAACGACAACACCGUCACCGUCUGCAUGGAUUACAUCAAAGGGAGAUGCUCACGGGAAAAGUGCAAAUAUUUUCACCCUCCUGCGCACCUGCAAGCCAAGAUCAAGGCUGCCCAGUACCAGGUUAACCAAGCUGCAGCUGCCCAGGCAGCAGCGACUGCAGCUGCCAUGACUCAGUCGGCUGUCAAAUCACUGAAGCGACCCCUCGAGGCAACCUUUGACCUGGGAAUUCCUCAAGCUGUACUUCCCCCAUUACCAAAGAGGCCUGCGCUUGAAAAAACCAAUGGUGCCACCGCAGUCUUUAACACUGGUAUUUUCCAAUACCAGCAAGCUCUUGCCAACAUGCAGUUACAGCAGCAUACAGCCUUUCUCCCACCAGGCUCAAUAUUGUGCAUGACACCCGCUACAAGUGUUGUUCCCAUGGUGCACGGUGCUACGCCAGCCACUGUGUCUGCAGCAACAACAUCUGCCACAAGUGUUCCCUUCGCUGCAACAGCCACAGCCAACCAGAUACCCAUAAUAUCUGCCGAACAUCUGACUAGCCACAAGUAUGUUACACAGAUGUAGACAGUUUGUCAUCAAACAAUGAUAACUAAGAAGAAAAGGACAGUGUGUUUGGGUCGAGAAGAGGACAAGCCCAUUAGCCAUAAUGUAAAUACCGUCAGGCGACACUCGGACACUCCCUCAGCAGUUCGACAUCCACACAUUGCAUGUUAACGAGAUGAAACGAGACCUUGGAAAUCCACUGCACACUGUUGCCUAUAUACUUUGUACAUUUAAUUGAUAUUUGUGCUGAGGUGAUCUUAUUGUCUAAAAACUACAGCAUUGUCUGUCUUUUCUAGCACAGAAGUAUGCAUAUGGAUUUGGGUAUGCAUACGAGGCCUAUUUCCUACAUAAUCAUGGAUGUCACCUUGAAAAGACAGAGGAUGAUGUAACCAUAAAUCUAUUAUGUAUUGGUACGUCUGUAGACCAAGAUAUAAUUUUUUAAAGUAAGUUUAUUUCUUUCAAGGUUUACAAAUAACAAAGGUGCACCUUGUAUUUAAAAUUGCCAUUAUAGAUGAGAGCGUGCAUGCACAGUAAUUUUUGUUUAAGAGUAAUAUUUUUAAUGUAAUAGAUUGUAAGAAGUGGUAAGAGAGGUAUCUGACAGAGAUGAAUGUGCCAAGCAAAACCACAACUGUGUAUAUUUUAAAGCACAUCAAUGGCUUUAAGUACCAUGUUGUUAAGGAUUCUCAUGAAGUGCCAUAGACUGUACAUCUGAUUAGAGUAUUAUUUCUGCAGUGUUAUUUUCAGAACCAUGUUUUCACUGACUUUAUUAGUACUAACCAGUCAAAGGGCACCAUUCUGUUUCAAACCAAAGCUGUCUCAGAAAUGGCCAACGACUCCUUGCAGUAACAGUAGGCAGCACAGGAAAGAUACUCUAGCCGUACAAUUAACCCAUACUGGACAUAUAUAUAAACUAUUUUAAGGCAUCAUAGUGUAAUAUUUAUGCAUAUUUUACUGUAUAACAUGAUACAUGAAAGGGAAAAGCCAUUUCUGAGACACAGUAACAAAUGUUUGAGGAACUUCUUUUGCUUCUAUUUAUAGCCUCUGUCGAAAGUCAAAAGGACUAUAAAUGUUUUGCAGAGAUGGGUUUCACUUUUACUUCAUUACAGUCACGCUUUUCACGGUGACUCUAAACAAAGACGAAAGAAGCACUGACAUCAGAUGCAUGACAAACCAAAAUAUGAAAAAUGGAGAUGUUAAUUAGUGUAGAAAUUGGGUGGGUUAAAUACUUGGGUGAGUUUUAUAUGUGAUUUUUUUUGUUGUUGUUCAGAUAACUGCUUAUAGCCUUAGAAAGCCUUUACAAAAUAAAAACAAACAAAAAAGAAAUAGAUGUGCAUUCAAGUUUUAAGAACGGAUUCAUCCAAAGGAAUUCCUUUUUGUGGUUUGGAUGUUGCAGCUAGUAAAGGAUAUUUUUGCUCUGUUCAGCAAAGUGCUGAAGUGGGGGCCAGGUCACUGGUGGCGUAGCGGGGUGGAAGAGGCGCGGGUUCGGUUGUAGAACUCGCCGUACUUCCGAGUUUACUGCGAGUUUUUAUGCUUGAGAGAGAUGCUUUAUAAGUCUAAGAAUGAUGUGUUGAUUUUACUGAUUGUACUGUACAUCUAUUAAAGCCUUAGAUUAUUACAUUACGGGUUAAAACCCAUACCAAUGUAAUUUCAAUCGUGUUAAGAAAGUAUAGGUGACUUCACAUGUUAUUGUAGCUACUUAACAUUAUAGAAUAUUACUUCUUUUUUCUUGUUAAAAGUGUAGUUUUUAUUUCUUACAUUUAUUAGAUUGUUUUCAUUUUCUAUUACCAGUUGAAUACCAUUUCAGUUUAUAGAAUUCUGUUUUAUUAGAGUUUACUGAUGACUUUUUCAAAAUACAAAAAAAAAGUAGUUUUCUUCAUAACAUACUCAGUUUUGAAUUUACAUGUAGUGUCAUAUGAGUAUUCGUAUUACUGUUAACUAAAUGAUUUAUAUUUUACUGAUUUAAUAUUACAAUGUAAGAAUGUCAGUCAUUGUUAGUUCUUGUCUAGUUUUCAUUAAAAGAACAAAGAUCUUUUAUAUGGAUAUCUUAUAAUUAUAUAAUCAUUGCUAAGUAAGAAGUUAAGUUGUUGCUAUCGCAACAAUCCUGGCAGACAAUUGAGUAAUAUUUUGAUGAUUUAUUUUGUUUGUAAUUAGUUAUUAUGAGAAAAUCUAGUUCCUAGAUAUUAGAAUAAAAUUUAUUUUCUACUGUAUCCAUUUCAAAUGUUAAAAUAUUGUUUAAAUAUUUUUUGAAAUCCCUGAAUAUCAGGCCUUGUUAUAAAUAAGCUGCAUAAUCAAUAGAUCAAGGGACUUUCUGUUGAUAAUCCAAAUACUCAAAGUUUACGUAACAAGAAUUAUAGUGUGUGUGUGCAAACUCUUGAGGGUUGAUUAUGCUGCAGUUUAGCAUGUGGGAACGUAUAGAGAGAAGGUUGACUUUUUGCACUUCUGUAUAUAGUCAAAAAAGAGAGAAACCUGUAUAAUAGUAAGAUCUUAUUUUGAAUAAAAAUGUCUAUAAUUACAAGGAGUUUUGUUAAGGCUAAUAAAAUGACAGGCUGAACAAAAUUGCUUGCAAAAGUGGCACAGAGUUAGCACUCCAUACCCCUUCAAAAAAGUUGCUUUGCUUUUUGUGGACAGCUUGUAGUUUGCCAGGAUUUUUUCAGCUGGAAAGAUAUGCCAUCCUUCCAAGAUCUCAUGACUGACAAAAGCUCCACUGGUUCAAAUCUGCCUGAAAAUCAUUAAGAAAAGAAAAAAAAAGAAAAAAAAAAGGAAAAAAAAGGAAAAAAAAAAAAGCAGGUACUUCAGACCAUCAAGGUGAAAUCAUGGAUCAAAUAUUCCGUACAUUAUUCAAAAACUACUGCAUGUUUAAAGUAUCAAAAAAUAUAUUAAAGAUAUAUGCUAUUCAAACCAGUCUCUGAGAAUUUCAGUGGUUUAUUGUUCACAAAAAAAGAAAAAAAAAAGAUUCUUCAAAAGAAAUACUGACUUUCACAAAAGAGUUAAAUCAUGAACAGGCAAACCAAACAGCACACUGUAGCUGUAGUUGUUAUGUGAUUAUUUUUUAUUGCUGUAGUGGUCCUGUUCUUUUAGCAGGUGAAAAAACAAACAAACAACAAACCAAACCCAGGGAAAUUUUACCCUUUGAAUGGAGAGCGUUCAAGGAACCUUGUCUAUGCCAAAGCUGGAAAGGAGAAGUGAUCAGGCCAUUGCUUCCUCCGGUCUCUCCCGUGCUCACACUGAAUAAUUAAUGACGUUGCACUUAUUUGCAACCCCGCAACUUUCAUCUGCUGAAAGGACAGAUGUGCUUGGUUUUACUAUUAUGUAAUCACAGACUUACUUUUUGCUUGUAGUUGCUCCAAAUUAUGUACUCUGUCCUGGGCUGCAAUUUGUUUUUAUGCUUAUUUUAUUAUUACUGCUAUAGUUGACCUUGCUGUAUGGAAAAAAAAAAAAAAAUAAAGUGAAAUUGCCCUAACAAAA
This is a messenger RNA of Apus apus (common swift), 5562 nucleotides long. It is a transcript of the gene MBNL1, whose product is annotated as muscleblind like splicing regulator 1. NCBI's taxonomy places the organism in Eukaryota, Metazoa, Chordata, Aves, Apodiformes, Apodidae. The transcript has 11 exons. Gene Ontology annotation, molecular function: metal ion binding. The record is from RefSeq and is a predicted model, not a curated record. The coding region runs from base 919 to 2118 and encodes 399 amino acids.